Ostrea edulis (European flat oyster) is the source of this 1251-nucleotide messenger RNA. RefSeq names its product acetylcholine receptor subunit delta-like. The transcript has a single exon. The coding region runs from base 1 to 1251 and encodes 416 amino acids. Lineage: Eukaryota; Metazoa; Mollusca; Bivalvia; Ostreida; Ostreidae. The record is from RefSeq and is a predicted model, not a curated record. Gene Ontology annotation, molecular function: extracellular ligand-gated monoatomic ion channel activity; neurotransmitter receptor activity; transmembrane signaling receptor activity. Gene Ontology annotation, biological process: chemical synaptic transmission; signal transduction; monoatomic ion transmembrane transport. Gene Ontology annotation, cellular component: membrane; neuron projection; synapse.
AUGGGAAUGUUUUCAAUGAAACUGCAGAACUACAUAUUUGUUUUUAUCAUUGGUGUACUUUCAGGCAUUUCUUGUGAAGAUUACAAUGAUGUUCUGAAUUUAACCAAUACCUUACUUCAAGGAUAUUACAAAUCUAUUAUUCCAAAGAGAAACCAAAGUGAAACAAUCAAGCUAGAAAUGGAAUUUAGCCUAAAAGCUCUAAAUAAGUUUGAUGUUGUGGAUGGACAAAUGACAAUGGUAACUGCCAUAGCUUUAAAGUGGCAAGACGACCUUUUAUCAUGGGAUCCACAAUCUAACAAAAACAUACAUAUAUUGAACAUCCCAUUGUCCAAAAUCUGGUCACCAAAUUUCUACCUAUUGAACUGUGCUGAGGAAUUUCUUAUAUAUAAAGGGGAUCCUGAUACCAAAGAAGUGGUGUUCUCCAGCAGUGGACAAGCUCGGUUGUUUUUCAUGGAGGUAUUGACCACAACAUGUACAUCAAACAUUGCUUUCUAUCCUAACGACCUUCACCUCUGUAAAAUAUAUCUGUCCACCUUAUCGUCUGCUUCAAAACUUCGAAUGGGACUCGCUGAAGUAGAUAUUGUGGACUUUGAGACCAACGGAGAAUGGAUGCUCGGGGAAAUUAAAUCUGAGGUAGAAUUUUUGGAAAGUAAAAACAUAGAGCGCGUUGUAAUAACGAUUGCUCUAGAAAGAAGAAUGAUGUUUCAUAUGAUAAAUGUCGUCUCUCCGGUUGUCUUUCUGGGCCUGGUCAACGUAAUUGUUUUCAAACUGCCGGUAGAAAGCGGAGAACGUAUAUCUUUCGCAAUGACUGUUCUUCUGAGUUUCGCUGUCUAUAUGACAUUGAUAGCGGAUAAAAUGCCACAGACCAGCAAUACCACCUCCGUUUUCUGUAUGUAUUUGAUGGCUAUGCUCACGUACAGCACUCUUAUAACGUUUGCUACUACGUAUAGCAUCAAUCGCUAUCACUCCAGACAUAAUACCAAGUCUAAAUAUGUCAACAAGAUCCAGGAGGCUUGGAUUUCGCUCAAGAAAACCAACCCGAAGAAAACGACAAAAACCUCUGUUGAAGAAUUGAAUUUACCCCCACUCGACAUGGUUCGGAAAAACAGUACAAUGAGCCAAAACGUGGAAAUAUCUGGUGAGGACAAGGCAGAAAGAAUAGAGAAGAUUGACAGAACUUUUUUCGGAUUCUUUGCGGUUUAUUUUGUCGUUGCAACCUCUGUGCUAUUUGUACUGGUUUUAUCCCGAUAA